AUGCCCAGAUGACCAAGCCCAUCUCUCCUGUGACACUACGGCCCUCGACGACUCAUGGCCAGGCCUAGGGAGCGGAACGGCGGCAAACUCGGCAGGAGAUCUGUCUCAGUUGGCGGUAUCUUCUCGCCUUCUGCCUCUGGAUGCUUUAUCAGCAGAGCACCUGAGUCAUCUGCGCAAACUGGCGUCUAAACAAUUGACUAGACUUCGGGAACGAUUCUUCCCAGCUCAUAAAGCACUCACUGCUUGGUGA
This is a messenger RNA of Protopolystoma xenopodis, 250 nucleotides long. Lineage: Eukaryota; Metazoa; Platyhelminthes; Monogenea; Polystomatidea; Polystomatidae. The record is from the annotation of a GenBank genome assembly.